Messenger RNA from Penicillium maclennaniae, 2073 nucleotides. RefSeq lists its product as uncharacterized. Gene Ontology annotation, biological process: regulation of translation. The record is from RefSeq and is a predicted model, not a curated record. The transcript has 2 exons. Gene Ontology annotation, cellular component: nucleolus. NCBI's taxonomy places the organism in Eukaryota, Fungi, Ascomycota, Eurotiomycetes, Eurotiales, Aspergillaceae. Bases 1 to 2073 code for a protein of 690 amino acids. Gene Ontology annotation, molecular function: mRNA binding.
AUGGCUGGAGUCAAACGCCCCGUCGACGCGGCCGAAGAUCGCAAUGGAAAGCGGAGCAAGACGAAGACAGCCUCCGUAUCGAAGUCCAAGACCGCUGCGCCCGUGAAGAAGUCUAGCUCGAAGAAGGAAAUCAAGUCAAAGAAGGAAGACAAGAAGAAGGCUCCCAAGAAGAAAGUUCAGGAGGAUUCUGAGGACGAUGAUGAGGACGAGGACGACUUCGAUAUCGACGAUAUUUCCGACGAUGACCUUGAUGCUAUUGACGAGAGCCCGGAAGAUGAUGUCGACAUGGAAGAUGCGAGCGACGAGCAGGAAGAGGAGGAGAAGUCUGCCAAGCAGGACAACAAGCACCAGAAGGUUGCCGACGAGGCGAAGAGCAAUGCGUCUCGUGAGUCCCACGCCAAGCAAAAGGCGCUUCAGCAGGAGCGCAAGGCCGCCAAGCCCAAUGCCGAUCAGAUCGCACGUUCGAAAAAGCUGUGGGAGCAGCUGCGCCGCAAGUCCCACGUCAAACUUGAAGACCGCAAGAAGCUCAUCAGUGAGCUGUUCGAGAUCGUCACCGGCCGUGUCCGUGAUUUUGUUUUCAAGCACGACUCCGUCCGAGUCAUCCAGACUGCUCUUAAAUACGGCAACCUCGAGCAGCGAAAGCAGAUUGCACAGGAGUUGAAGGGCAGCUACAAGGAGCUGGCACAGAGCCGCUACGCCAAAUUCUUGGUCGGCAAGCUGAUUGUGCAUGGUGACAACGAGACCCGUGACAUGAUUAUUCCCGAGUUCUAUGGCCAUGUCAGGCGCCUUAUUCGUCAUCCGGAGGGGUCGUGGAUUCUCGAUGAUAUCUAUCGUACCGUUGCGACCAAGGCUCAGAAGACCCGCUUGCUGCGCGAGUGGUAUGGUGCCGAAUUCGUUAUCUUCCAGGAGGACAAGGAGCCCUCGUCCGACUUGCCCAAGAUCUUGGAGGCUCACCCCGAGAAGCGGGGCCCUAUUAUGAACUACUUGCACGAGCUCAUCAAUCAGUUGGUUCAGAAGAAGAGCACUGGUUUCACCAUGCUGCACGACGCUAUGUUGCAAUACUUCCUCGCUACCAAGCCCGGAAGCACAGAAGCGAACGAGUUCAUCGAGCUGCUCAAGGGCGACGAAGAAGGUGAUCUGGUCAAGAACUUGGCCUUCACCCAGUCUGGCUCGCGCCUGAUGUCCCUGACUCUGGCUUACGCCAACGCCAAGGACCGCAAGCUGCUCCUACGAUUCUACAGAGACACCAUCAAGGCCAUGGCUGGUGAUUUGAACGGCCACAUGGUUCUCCUUGCUGCCUACGAAGUUGUGGACGAUACUAAGUUGAGCGCUAAGUCUAUCUUCAGUGAGCUGUUGAACCAGAACGAUCCGGAGGAGACCCGGAACGAGGAGUUGUGCUACCAGGUCAACGACCUGACCGCCCGUAUCGCAGUUCUAUACCCCUUCGCUGGCGAACGUGUCAAGUGGCUUCUGCCCGAAGCGGACCAGGAGGUCCUCAAGGAGGUUCGUGAGAUCCGCAAGGAAACUUCCAAGAAAGAACCCGCCACCCGUCGUCUGGAGCUGGUCAAGGCCGCCUCUCCCACCCUGCUUGCAUUCAUUGCUGCCCGCGCCGAGACCCUCUUGGAGACUACAAUGGGAUGCCAGUUCAUCGGUGAGGUGUUGUUCGAGGCUGAUGGCGACAAGACCGCCGCCCUGCAAGGUGUGGCUCAGGCCGCUAAGACCAAGUCUGAGACACGCGACUCUGCCUCCGUUGGACGUCUGCUCAAGUCGCUCGUACAGGGCGGCCGCUUCAACCCCGCCACUAAGAGCGUGGAGAAGGUCGAGCCAGCGCUCAAUUUCCACGAUCUACUGUACGAGCAGAUCAGUGACGAGGUGAUGGAGUGGGCCACAGGCGCCAACCCCUUCGUGAUUGUCGCCCUGACUGAAUCGGACGAUUUCUCGAAGAAGGAUGAGCUGCUCAAGACACUGAAGAAGAACAAGAAGGCGUUGGAAAAGGCGUCAGUGCCCGGCAAAGAUGAGAAGAAGCCGGGACCCACGAGCAGUGGAGCGAAGAUCCUGCUACAGAAGCUAUAG